GUGGGCUAUUCUCACGCGCCCAUCGUACCGGAUGUACACUGCAAAUCUCCCGCGUGGGUGCAGUUCUGAAGUACGACUGCGUCUGUGAAAUUAGCAAAACAAGGUCAAAGAAACGUCAGAUUAUUCGCACAGUACACACCAGCUACAAGAAAACAGAUUGAAAACCAGGCUGUGGAGCAAGAGGAAAUGAAGAAGCCGACAAACAGAGUAGAGAAAGAGGAAGAAGUCCUGGAGAAAGGGAUGAGCGACACAGAAGUGAAGAUUCGUCAAGGACAAGCGGUCACUACGGAGUCCACCCAGCUCACACAGAGCAUUCUGGAAUUGUUCAUCCGGGAAUUUGAGCCUGAUGAUGAGAUCCCAGAUCUAGAAGUGACUGGUGAGGCAAGAGACCAGGAGGAAGCAGGGGCCCAGAGUGUUGUAGCUGGCCAGGAGAGUGUGCCCAUGGCUGGGAGAGCUGAGUUAGAGGUGCCCCAUUACAGCUUGUCUUGGCUUUGUAAGUUUAUGAUCUAUGGGGAAUCAUUCAUUGUAGAGUCCUCUGAACCCUCUGAAGCGGAGCUGGUAGAGGCCAUCGCUGCUUUGCAUUUCCUGAUGGACGAGUUUGGAGUGGACCUGGCGUGCGUGAUGCAGAGCUUGCUGAAGAACAGCGGUGAUUUCCAGGCUGUGCGGCACUACCUGCGCACCGGCCGCAGAGCGGACGGGAGACCCCUCUGGACACGGCACGACGACCUGGAUCUGCAGUCAGGAGACCCCACCACAAAACAGGCUCUAAUACUCAAGUAUGGAGAGGAAAACGUGGCCAAGAGGGUGGCAUUUUUCAGUACUGACCUGCAGAGGGAUUAAAGGCUGUUUUUGUUCUUGUUGUUUUUGUAUGUUGAUUUAAUAAAAAUAAAACACUGAAAUGGUUCACAUUUUUCAGUGCAGUUUGGAAACUGGAUUGUUUUAGUUCAAAUUUAAAAAAUGGUUUUGUGAUGAUGACAAUAUUACUGUCUCCAGUUUAUAAAAAUGAAUAUACCACGAUAUCAAAGGGAUUGUGUUUGUCAGCUGAAAUCCUGGCGUUGGUUGAUAAAAGUAUUAUUUUUGUUACCAAGUUUUUCCUACUGUAAAAAAAAACAAAAAAAAAACUAAUAGUUAUCUGACAAGAUGGACAGUCUGCAUUUUUCUUCUCAAUUGUUCUUAAUAAAAAAUAUUUUAUGAGCAUUUUA
Acipenser ruthenus (sterlet) is the source of this 1202-nucleotide messenger RNA. RefSeq names its product telomeric repeat-binding factor 2-interacting protein 1-like. The coding region runs from base 187 to 840 and encodes 217 amino acids. The transcript has 3 exons. Gene Ontology annotation, molecular function: telomeric repeat DNA binding. The record is from RefSeq and is a predicted model, not a curated record. Gene Ontology annotation, cellular component: shelterin complex. Lineage: Eukaryota; Metazoa; Chordata; Actinopteri; Acipenseriformes; Acipenseridae. Gene Ontology annotation, biological process: telomere maintenance via telomere lengthening; regulation of DNA-templated transcription.